This is a messenger RNA of Exaiptasia diaphana, 2712 nucleotides long. RefSeq names its product vacuolar protein sorting-associated protein 13A. NCBI's taxonomy places the organism in Eukaryota, Metazoa, Cnidaria, Anthozoa, Actiniaria, Aiptasiidae. The record is from RefSeq and is a predicted model, not a curated record. Gene Ontology annotation, biological process: protein retention in Golgi apparatus; protein targeting to vacuole. The annotation marks the transcript as partial. Gene Ontology annotation, cellular component: extrinsic component of membrane. The transcript is spliced from 21 exons.
CAGGUUGAUGRCUACUACGUUGUCGAUUAUGUCCCUAUCCUUCGCUCWGGACGUUUUCUUUAUAAACUGAAACCUUGUGUUGGAGAUGAGUCUAAUCUGAACACGCAUGUGGUGGUACAAAUAGAYACUAAGAAUGGUCAGAAGACAGUUACUCUUCGAUCUCCACUACAGGUGCACAAUCAUCUGUGCCUGUCAGUGGAUGUUCUCAUUUACGAUGAAUCAAAGAUUGGCGCCAAGAAUCCAUUCACACAUUUACUUACAGUAGAACCAAGUACAAUCUGUAAUAUCCCCAUUACUGUGGCUUAUGGGAAAGAUAUUUAUCUGAAAGUUCAUCACCCUAGGUCUGGUGUAUCCCAACAACCCUUGUCAUGGCGCAAUUUCUCCAAGGAAGACGUCGUAUUAGAAUUUCCUCAGACAUCGAUGGUGGAAUCUUUAGAGUCCCUUGAAUCACUAGAGUCUUUAGAGUGUGGUCUGCCACUCCAAGUCAAGGCUCACUUCCAGGUGGAUUCGCUCAACAAAAGUCCAAGCAAAGAUGUCCCGCACCACGUGAUUCACCUUCAUCCUCCAAUCACAUUGCACAAUUUGCUUCCAGUGGAGAUAUCACGGUUAUCAACGGGUGACAGUCAGCGUGAAGAGAUCAUUCUGCCUGGCGAAAAGGUCACAGUCUUGACAGCCUCGGUGGAGAAUUCGUGUCAGCUUAAAAUCAAGCUUAAUAAUUACAAAGAGCAAGAMUGGUUGGGAACUCUUAACAUCGACAAGACAACUGGUAAAACUACAGAUUUGAUUAUGACCAAUAUGGCUGACGCUAAUAACAAAUUGGUUUUGGGUGUGCUGAURAUGCCUAGUGGUACUACAGAUAUCACCAUAUACUGCCCUUAUUGGAUAAUAAACAAGACAUCUUUACCAAUGGAAUACAGGGUAUCGAAAUCUCAUCAAAUGUUUUACCAAGCAGCCGUCGAGGACAUGCCUUUACUAUUUAGCUUCCCUCUCAAGUCAAACCGUAAGGUUCGGAUGAGGGUGACGGACGCCUUAUGGUCAAGUCACAUUUCACUUGACGCUGUAGGAGAUUCUGGUCUAGUAUCUUGCUACAAUGCGAGAAAAACACGCACAUUUAAGUUUGUGUUACAAAUUGUCAUGUCACAAACAAGUCUUACKAAGAUUGUCACUUUGACACCCAAAUACGUUUUAAUCAACAAAAAUGAGUUCUCCAUAUCUUUCUGUGAAGAUGAAAUUGCUUCUCCACUCUGGCAUGCAAUUGAACCAAGUGAGGUCAAGCCGUUUUGGCCAAUCAGCUCAGUCCAAAGACUGCUCAUCAAGCCUACCCUAUCAUCAUUUAUCUCCAAAGCUUUUCCCUAUAAUUACUCCCAUACAAGUGUUCUUCGUAUGGUAGAUCCUAAGGCCAUAUGUGUUGAAGUCCAUGGCGAUGUUGAGGGUUCAGUGACGACAAUUCUCUUCACACCCUACUCCCCUGGGGUUGGAACGAUUCGCAUCGAGAACCUUUGCGAUGACAUCACUUUGAGGUUUUCACAGGAAAAAACCUGCCGCGUGACAGUUCUCCAGCCCAAGUUCUCUUUACUGUACACAUGGGACGACCCUACUAAACAGCGGAAGCUCUACUGGAAGCCUUACCUUGGCGUAGAUGAUGCUGUAGAGGUCCCCAUACAUAAGGAUGGCUUUGGUGAGGUGCAACUAGAGCUAAACGAAGGUGGUCCUGAUGUCAAAGAUGACAGGAAACAAAUGGAAGACAGUGGUGUCACUUGCAGCACGAACUGCUCGCCGUCAUGCUUACCAUUAUCUCGUGUUCCAGUUUCCUCCUCUGACGCGGAAGAGAGUGGAUCGGAUGAAGUGGAUGGAUCUASAAGGUUCAGACGCCGGUCUAGUAAAAGAUAYAAAAAGACAGUGYACUGGGUGUCGUUACUUGAYGGACUUCAACGAGUUUUGCUCUUUACUGAAGACAGCCAGUUGGCCUCCAAGGCUAGAAAGUCUAGUGAAUGUGAGCUAGUAAACUUCGAGCUGUUUGUGUCGCUAGAUGGUGUUGGAUUAUCGUUAAUGAAUAACAAACCAGAAGAAGUGGCAAACAUAACCUUAUCAAGCUCGGCAUCUGUUUGGAAAGUAGAAAAGUCACCAGGUCACUGGAAGACACUUGGUGUUGAACUGUCGACUUUGCUGGAAGAUGCCUGGAAAAACGGCCAGGAACAGUUGAACAUGGAUGAAACAGUAACAGUSGAUUUUAGAGRUAGUUGGAAAAUGAUUGCCCCAUUUGAAGGGUCUCUUCGUCGUUUAUUUGUGCCAGCGCUAAGCUUUGAUUACCGCUCAUCACAACAUUACMAGAGCGUUCAUUCAAAGAUGCAUCGAAUACAGAUUGACAAUCAACUGUAUGGCUCAGUGUUUCCUGUGGCCUUAUACCCUGCACCCCUACCGAUGGGUGUGGCUCUCAGGAAUGGCCCUAAACCAUUUAUUGAGAUGUCUGUUAUCUACCACGAGGUACCAGGGCAAGGAGUUCAUCAUUUCAAGUAUGCUAAAGUGCUGGUUCAAGAGAUGAAUGUCAAACUUGAUAAGAGUUUUAUUUUGGCUCUAGCGAGCUUACUUAGUAAACCACCAGAAUCAUACGACGAGGUAUUGUUAAUAUACGAGCGGAAGGAGCAGUCUCCUCUUAUUAUCCCUUGCCUUGUCUAUUUGCUUGACAGUAAUGGGGAUAUCAUCAAAAGAUGA